Diprion similis is the source of this 5344-nucleotide messenger RNA. RefSeq lists its product as uncharacterized. Bases 831 to 5291 code for a protein of 1486 amino acids. The transcript has 22 exons. Gene Ontology annotation, molecular function: G protein-coupled receptor activity. NCBI's taxonomy places the organism in Eukaryota, Metazoa, Arthropoda, Insecta, Hymenoptera, Diprionidae. Gene Ontology annotation, cellular component: membrane. The record is from RefSeq and is a predicted model, not a curated record.
AUGGCACGGGGGUGGGUUCGAUCGAUCUCCCUGAAAAUGAGAGAAGGAAAGAAUGCUGUUUUUCAGAGAUGGGUAACUGCUGCAAUCCCCCCUCGUACGAUUUCGGGAAAGUUGCCUCCCUUGAUCUUCUGUCCUCGUCUUCUUCCCUGGCAAGUGUGCGUACGCUUUCAAGUGCGGGGGUGGUGCGCGCCGUCGUCGCCAAGGGUGCGCGCACCCGAGAGAUCAUCGGCUGAAAAGUGGUACAGGCCAAGCUAACGCCCACCAGGCACCCAGUUUGAUUGCGAGCUCAACCGGAGCGGGGCCGCGUUAACAUUGACUACGUGGAUUCGUCGAACUCCUUAGGCUAUUCUCCAAGGGUCUGGAGUUCGGGAGUUAAUUUCAUUGCGUGACAUGCACGCUAGAUAACGCGAUAAGAUAAUUUGAUAAAUCACCUCAGGACCGGCUUCUGGGGCGAGCGUUUAGCGCCAGACGACAAAACUACAGGGUGGUUUACAGCAUCCGUCGCGAUGCAACCCUGCAAUUAAUUACGAAUCUAUAUAUAUAUAUAUAUAUAUAGAUAUAUAUGUAUGUUCGUUUACCCGGGUUCACCGUGCAUCGGGGAAUUAUGGUAUGGGUGCAGGCCAGUGAAGUGCAAAUGCACGAGCAGUGGUAUACAGACGAAUUAUCGUUGAUAUGUCUGUAAUUUACAUGACGACCACUUAGGAUCUAUCAGGAAGAUACGCGUCGCUACGUCGCCGUUCAUUCAUUUUCUGCCGACUGUCGACUCCCUAAGUAACAAACGUUGGCUGAAUGUUUGGGUGGAGGAAGGCGGGCCAGAAGGUAGAGUUAAAAUGUACAAUAAGUAUGUCUGGCCGUUGGUGUUGGAAGUGUGCCGUCUCUGCCUCCUCGUCAACGUUGUUGAAUCGAGGUCCGACUCGUCCUGUGGGGGCCGACUGACAGCCCCCAAGGGGGUGAUACUGACGCCAAAUUUCCCGGGGCCGUUCGACGUGCCUAUAAAGUGUCGAUGGGUGAUCGACGCGUCGGAUUUACUGGCGAAAAACGGCUCGAUCACGGUGUAUCUGACGCAGUUGUACGUCUACAAGGGUCUCACCUUCACCGAGUACGCCUACUACGAGUCGGAGUCGUCGAAUCUUGGCGCUACCAGGAUCCAGGAGGUCACCGAAAGUAACGUCUUCGAGUUCCGAUGGCUCAAGACGUUCCGGCCCAUCCUCGUGAUCGACUUCAGCCUUGACAGACUCGAGGGAAACCACGUUCGCGUCCUCAACGGACUUCUGAACGUCUUCGGUUUCAACAUCACAUACGAGAUGUCCGGCAGACCAACAAACCCGAAGUCUUGCUCGGUCAAGGACUGCUCCUACUCCGGGAGCUGCUUCGUCGCAGCGAAUUACUCUACCUUCUCGUGCGAAUGUUUCGACGGUUUCACCAGGGCGGAUUGCUCCAACGGCCCCCUGUGCCUGGACGAUCAGCAGCAUCCGGUGUGUCAAAACGGGGCGACCUGCAGGCACGUGGGGGCUGAGGCGAUACGAUGUCACUGCGCGGAUGGUUUCACCGGAAACUACUGUGAAGUUCGAGCAGCGCAGAGAUCCGCAACGGACUGCACUGACCAGCGAUGCGUGCUGCAAUGUCCAUUUAACGGGGCGCAAAACAGAGGCUGUAACUGUCGAAACGGGACGAAAAUAACUACCGAUCGUUCGAGAUUUGAGUGUAGAAUCAAACUAACAAACGUGACGUCGGUGAGGAUGCUGCUUCUCCCGAAUCAGGGCAGCUUGGAGGCGUUGCUGGUGCGACAGAUUGCCAAAUAUUUAAGGAACGCUAACAUAUCGUCCGUCGAGGAGCUCAAAAUCUUAAGCAUAACGCCGACGUCGGAGGUGGUUUUUCACUUUUUCGGAAACACAUACGACGGGGAUAAAAUACGAGAAUCUCUCAAUCGACUCGUGCAACGACGUCGUCUGGGAGAAAUAUCGCUCGAAUCUACACAUUUCACUUUCCAGCAAAAGCCAGCACUGAAGUUGCAGAACCUACGUAUAAAUCAGCUUAACGAGCGAGAAGUACGAUUGGGUGACCAGUUUAUCGUAUCAUGCGUUGCCCAGGGCAGCUACAACCUCACAUUUACCUGGUACAAAGAUGGAAUGUUGGUUAAUACGAGUAAAGCAACAAGAGAAAUUUGGGUGAAGCAUCUGCCCAAUGAUGGGUCGGAUCAGUACACCUCUUUGCUCGGAAUCGAUAGAUCAACGCUGCUCGACGCAGGCCAAUAUACUUGUCAAGUGAUUGACUGGGGCAUGGAGCAAUGCAAGAGCUUGACCAUCGACAUACGGGACGAGCCAAAUGUCAGGGUGGUUCCGAUGAGCGCGACCAUUGAAAAGGGGAACAAUAUUCAACUGAAAUGCUUGACCCCCAACAUGCGGAGCAUCGGUAUAGGGUUCGGCUGGAGCAAAAAUCGUGCAUUAUUGAAGCUCGAGCCCGGAAGUGAAGUGUGGGAGGACCUUUUUCCAGCCGGCAGUAUAUUGAAGAUUACAAACGCACAAAAAUCGGCAAUAUACACGUGCAACGUUGCUCAGAGGUCGAUGGCGGUGCGGGUGGAGGUCGUUAAUCGAACACGGAUACCGAUAUGCCUAAGAGAAAGAGCAUGGGGAGUGAGGUGGCCAGAUACUGGGCCAGGAUUGGAGGCGCUUCUCGAUUGCCCGGAGAAUUUUUUUGGUCACCGUGUAGCUAGGCUCUGUUCCAUGAAGGAUGCGACGACGCCGGAAUGGCAGCUGCCCGAUUUCUCCACCUGCCUCUACGAGCCCUUAUUCGCACCCUACAACAACUUUCAAAGUUUAACACUAGGAUACCAGAAUACGACAGGUGCCGAAACCGUAAAGGCAUACUGGAGCCUCCUACGGUCUAGGAAAACUCCUUUGUAUCCGGGUGAGGGGGAUCGCAUAGUUGCACUUUUGUGGGAAAUCGAACAAUACCUAAACGCUACGAAGGAACUUGCCGACUUGAUUCAUUCGGCCGAGCCUUUUAUGCGGAUCGUUAAUUUCGUUGUCGAGAAUGAACACUCGGUUCUGAAUGAACAGCAACUGACACUGAUGCAACAAUUGACCCGUCGCAAUUUGGUAUACUGGGCUGAACAGGCACACCCACCUCAAAUGCACCUCGCACUCUCAGCUAUAGUGGCUGACGUACUUCCGUUGCAAGUAGAUAACAGCGACGGUGUGACCCGGACGAUGAGAAUUCCUGGGCCUGACUAUAUGUAUCCUAGCUGGUACAAAGACAACGUUCUUAUCCGCGUAAAUAGAAAUGAUUUGACAGGGAAAAGGAAGGACGAUACAUACAGCGGAAUCACUAUCGUGUACAAAAACCUGUCGAGCUUAUUGCCGAAUGUGUACGUCACGGAACUCGACGAUGGUACAGAUCUUGAGUAUCGAAUUAAUUCGCGGAUCGUAACGGUAGACACAAUAUUGCCGGAAAAAAAGGUGGCGAAGAUUUUUACACAAGGGAAAAUAUCGGUCGACCUACUGUUACGUCAUAUCCAAAACCACUCCGGAAUAUGGAACACAUCGUGCGGGGCGGCAGAUUUCACAGGCUCGUGGAAUCUCAAUACCUGCGUUAGCGAUACUCUUCCGGACGGCACUGCAACCCGGUGUGUUUGUCCUCACCCGGGAACCUUCGCCGUAUUUCUGACAGCACGCGCGGUUCGGGUGGCCCUAGCAAAACACAAAAAAGCCACUCUGGUGGUGAUGGUGGGCUGCGGAAGCUGCCUGUUCCAAUGCUUGCUCACGUCUAUCAUCCUGGGCUCAUAUUGGUGGAAGAAUCGUACCUGGCUAAACUUUCUUAAGGUACAAUGUUGCACCGGACUUAUUGGAGCGAUGGGAAUAUUCAUUUACGCCACUUAUCAAACCCUACCCGAGAGCGCCUUCUCUCUGGUGGCUAUAUCUCUUGAGGCAUUUCUGCUUGUUGGCAUGUCAGCCCCGAUAUCCCAGGCGAUGAUAAUUUACGCCGAACUAACCCAGGUUCAACAGAGCCAACACCUUCAGCCCACGGUGAUCGCGGUAAUCACAGGAGUUCCAGUCUUGGCCGUUCUGGCGACUGAAUUGGCCCACAAAAGCACCGGUUGGCAUCACGAAUCUUGGUGGCUGAUGACUGGAAGCGGAGUCUUCAAUAUAUUCAUAACUUGCGCGACGAUCAUGGUCCUGAUAUUCAUUCUGCUGCACAUCGGCAUUGUACACAAGGCCCACGCUCUUGUUGCAGAGAAUAUUCUGAAAAAAGAGACGAUAGAGACAAGAAUACGGCUGCUCCGUCGUGCGGCUGUAAUAUUGUGUGGAAUUAUAUCGAUGGAGACCUCGUCAGUUUUAUACGUCAACUCAUCGUCCACAAUCGUUCACUACGUAUUCGCUACGUUAUGUGCUCUGUUGGGAUUUAUCGUGAUAGUCGGUUACGUGUUGAACAGUGAGAUUCCACUGGUAGCUCCGCUAUUCCAAAAAUUGAAAUGGAAGAGCAAGCUGAGCGACGGAGAGAUUUCCGACCCGGUGAAAGUCUGCUCAAGGAGUAACGAGAGUUCGGAAAACGAGAUGGGUCAAUCGAUGCAGCUGAACGAGCCAUCGUACCUGGAGGUUCGUGGAGUGGCAGCUGGUAGUAUAGACACUCGAGAAUACGGUGCUGAGCCAGCGGCGCCGUCUUACAAGAGUUUCGGAAUCCCAUUGGUUGGUAGAUUUCUGCCGGAGAUUCGAAUCGACGGUACGGACAACGUGAAUUUGGAAAACUACAGCACGAGUCCAAGGAAGUAUCAGGAAGCGCGGCUCGAGUCUGCGGAAGCUGGAGGAGGCGGAAACGCGACGAUGCAGGGUGCGGGGUCAAGUGGUGGCGCGAUUUACUCGUUCGAUUCGAAUUACGAGGCCGUCGAGCAUCGAACGCUGAGGGAUUUCAACCCGUACAUCGUUCAGGCCCCGAGUGUUCCUCCGGUUCCUCUGGUUCCCGGCGUAAUGCCAGGAAGCUGUGGCGGUUCGGCGACGGUUCUCUGCAGCGCCGAGGUCGAGUCACGGCUUAUGAAAAUCGGCACAAUGCCGGACGUCACGCUGGCCAUAAAGCAGACCGAGAUCGAAUUGCGGCCGGUUGAAGUAAAGGCGAGGGAAAACGUCAGUCCGAUACCGGACAUAGCGAAUACAAGCGAACGGAAACAGCCCGACGGCGAAGAGAAUGCACCGAAAAUUAUCGUCACCGAUUGCGAAAGCAGCGCAAGCGGGAUGCUCGAUCGAAUUUCUCACGAUCUUGACUAUCUGUUGAAUCGUAAACACGGCAACGAGUCGUAAUGACUGAAAAAAUUGUACGCAGGAAUGACUGUGUUUCUGUUCGUCUUGCAUUA